AUGAUCGAACCCGCCAGUGCUCCGAUCAAGAUGCGCUUCGUCUCCAAGCCGGCGCCGGCGGAUGUCACGGAGACGAACUCGUCGGCGCCGUCCACGCCGUCGAGCUCCUCCUCAUCGGAUACGACCGCGCCGCCGUACGGCGCACUGCGCGCCUUCUUGUUGGAGUCGGCCGCGCCGUGCGCGACGCUGUCGUCCCAGCAGCCGAUGUCGGGCGCGGCGUGGGGGCUGGCGCCGGCGCAGCAUAUGCCGCUGCCGUUCGCGACGGCGGCUGCGCCGCGCGUGGAGGUGCGGCAGGUUUGGGCGCAUAACUUCGACUGGGAGGUCAAGCUGAUCGAGUCGCUCCUGCCCAAGUUCCGGUACUUGGCCGUGGACACGGAGUUCCCGGGCACGGUGUACCGGCCGGUGGGGCCGGCGUACAUGCUCACGCCGGAGAAGCGGUACGCGCUGCUCAAGGCGAACGUGGACGAGCUGGAACUCAUCCAGCUCGGCCUCACGCUGUUCGACGCGGGGUGCCGGCUUCCGGGCCUCGGCGGCGGCUCCACGCGGUACGUGUGGGAGUUCAACUUCCGCGAGUUCGACGUCCGGCGCCACCGCCACGCGCCGGAGUCGAUCGCCAUGCUGCGGACCAAGGGCGUCGACUUCGACCGGACGCGCGAGGACGGCGUCGACGCGUCGGUGUUCGGCCCGCGGCUGCGCAAGUGGCUGCGCGCCGGCCUCGGCCGUGCCGGCGUCGUCACGUUCAGCGGCGGCUACGACCUGGCGUACCUGGUGAAGAUGAUGUUCGGGCGCGGGUACAAGCUGCCCGCCACGGCGGAGGAGUUCGAGGGCGUCGCGAAGUCGCUCCUCCGGAGGAAGCUGUUCGACGUCAAGGAGAUGGCGCGGCACUGCCCGAGAGACCUCCGCGGCGGGCUGGACAGCGUCGCCAUGAAGCUCAACGUGUUGCGGACCGUCGGCGAGGCGCACCAGGCCGGCUCCGACAGCCUGCUGACCUGCCACACGUUCAUGAAAAUGAGGGAACGCUACUUCGACGACGAUGACAAGCUGACGAGGGUCGCCGGUAUGCUCGCCGGGAUCACGGCAUUCUAA
Phragmites australis (common reed) is the source of this 1086-nucleotide messenger RNA. RefSeq names its product probable CCR4-associated factor 1 homolog 11. Gene Ontology annotation, cellular component: CCR4-NOT core complex; CCR4-NOT complex; P-body. The transcript has a single exon. Lineage: Eukaryota; Viridiplantae; Streptophyta; Magnoliopsida; Poales; Poaceae. Gene Ontology annotation, molecular function: nucleic acid binding; poly(A)-specific ribonuclease activity. The record is from RefSeq and is a predicted model, not a curated record. The coding region runs from base 1 to 1086 and encodes 361 amino acids.